Molecule: messenger RNA, 333 nt
Organism: Gongylonema pulchrum
Lineage: Eukaryota; Metazoa; Nematoda; Chromadorea; Rhabditida; Gongylonematidae
Source: the annotation of a GenBank genome assembly
GCCUCUGCGUAUCUCUUUCGAAUUGUGAUGCAGCCGAUCAUUAACAUUCUGUACAAGAAAUACAAAAUCGGCGAAGAUUACGUGCUAAUUAAUUUUUUGGGUCCAGCCUGUCAAAUUUUUAUUGAUCACAUCCCGGAUAGGUCUCCAUUUUGUGAUGACACGGAUACCGAACUAGCCGAUUUGCUACCGCCAGGUUUCGAGGAUGAUGAUGCUGAGGAAGAAUCAGGAGUCGGUGCGGCUGCUGAUAAGUCUUCGUUGCCAAAUCGAUCGCUUAGUCCUUUAGGUUUAUUGUUUUCUCACUGUAUUUGUGUAACAGCAAUGAAUAUAUUAUGA